AUGUUUCGAUUAACAGUUACUCAGUUUGAUUUGAUAUUAGAAAAAGUGCCAAAUACUAGCAAUGAAUGGUUGAAAAUUGCCGCUGAUUACCAUUCCAAGUGGAAUUUUCCAAACUUUAUAGGAGCUCUCGAUGGAAAGCACAUUAUUAUGCGCUGUCCAAGAAAUUCGAGUUCAUUGAACUUCAAUUACAAGCACUCAUUUAGCAUCGUUUUAUUAGGACUAGCUGACGCCAAUUAUAGAUUAUUGUACAUCGAUGUUGGUACCAAGGGCCGAAUAAGCGACGGUGGAAUUUUUAAUCGAAGCUCUUUGUAUAGCGCAAUCGAAAAUAAUUUGCUUAAUAUUCCGCCUUCAACCUUACUACCUGGCUCCGAUAUCAAAACACCUUACACUAUAAUUGCAGAUGAUGCGCUUAAAACCUAUAUCAUGAAGCCAUACAGUUUUCGUGGCCAAGACAUUGGUCAACGUGUAUUCAAUUAUCGUCUGUCGCGGGCAAGACGAAUGAUUGAGAGUGUUUUUGGUCUUAUGUCUACGAAAUUUCGAGUAUUGCGAUCAAUAAUUGAACUAAGUGAGGCCAAUGUUAAAACAUGCGUCUUAGCUAUAUGUGCAUUGCAUAAUUUUUUGGUGGCUUCAAAUGAAAAUUCAUACACUGAAUCCAUAGCUAUACGGCAUCAGUGUUAG
This is a messenger RNA of Contarinia nasturtii (swede midge), 678 nucleotides long. RefSeq lists its product as uncharacterized. The transcript is spliced from 2 exons. Bases 1 to 678 code for a protein of 225 amino acids. The record is from RefSeq and is a predicted model, not a curated record. NCBI's taxonomy places the organism in Eukaryota, Metazoa, Arthropoda, Insecta, Diptera, Cecidomyiidae.